AUGUCUUCUCAAGUGGCUACGUGCUUGCGCUUUGCGCGGCAAUUCUCGGCCGAUCCAGUCAAGCACCAAAGAUUCCUGGCUCGCACAUUCUCUAGCACCGUUCGCCGCGGCGCAAUCAACAAGGUUAUCGCCUCCGCGGAGGAAGCCGUCAAGGACUUGAAGUCAAAUUCCACCCUUCUUGCCGGCGGUUUCGGAUUAUGCGGUGUCCCAGACUCUCUCAUCAACGCCGUGCGCGCUAACCCCUCCAUCUCCGGUCUCACAGUCGUCAGUAAUAAUGCCGGUGUCGACGGCUCGGGUCUCGGUCUCCUCCUGCAGUCCAAGCAAAUCAAAAAGAUGAUCGCCAGUUAUGUCGGCGAGAACAAGACCUUCGAGCGCAUGUAUCUCACUGGUGAAAUUGAGCUCGAAUUGACCCCACAAGGAACUCUCGCAGAGCGGUGUCGUUCUGGUGGCGCAGGAAUUCCCGCAUUCUACACGCCCGCAGCUGUUGGAACUGUCGUGCAAACAGGUGAAUUACCCUUGAAGCAUAAUGCCGAUGGCACAGUUGGGCUAUAUAGCCAGCCACGGGAUGUGAAGGUCUUCGAUGGGAAGAGCUAUGUCAUGGAGGAGGCGAUUAAGGGCGACUACGCGUUUGUGAAAGCGUGGAAGGCGGAUAAGCUGGGUAACUGCCAGUUCCGAUAUGCGGCGGCGAAUUUCAAUGGCGCAAUGGGUCGCAAUGCCAAAAUGACUAUUGUUGAGGCAGAACAUAUCGUUGAGCCCGGCGAUAUUGAUCCCGCUGCUAUUCACCUGCCUGGUAUCUAUGUUAAGCGUGUGAUCCAGAGCACAACUGAGAAGAAGAUUGAGAAAUACACCUUCGCCAAGGAGGAGGGUGCCGAUACAUCUGCCUUGGGUAGCGGUGAUACCGCCAACAAGCGCGAGCGUAUUGUUCGUCGUGCGGCCAAGGAGUUCAAGAACGGCAUGUAUGCUAACUUAGGCAUUGGAAUGCCUAUGUUGGCGCCAAACUUUGUCGACCCCUCCGUGGAGGUUACUUUGCAGUCUGAGAACGGUAUCUUGGGCUUGGGUCCUUACCCUAAGAAGGGUGAUGAAGAUGCUGAUCUCAUCAAUGCUGGCAAGGAGACUGUGACUCUUAACCCUGGUGCUGCGUGCUUCGGUAGCGACGAGUCCUUCGGCAUGAUCCGCUCUGGUCGCAUUGAUCUGACCAUUCUCGGUGCUAUGCAGGUUAGCGCCAAGGGUGAUCUCGCCAACUGGAUGCUGCCUGGCAAGAUCAAGGGUUUUGGCGGUGCCAUGGAUCUUGUCUCUAACCCAUCUGCUACAAAGGUUGUGGUCACCAUGGAGCACACUGACAAGAAGGGCAACCCCAAGAUUGUCAAGCAGUGCGAGUUCCCCUUGACUGGCCCUGCUUGUGUCAGCCGUAUCAUCACAGAUCUUUGCGUCUUUGACGUGGACUUUACCGACGGGCUGACUCUGAUUGAGAUUGCCGAUGGUGUAACCGUCGAGGAGGUCACGGCUAAGACCGAGGCUCCAUUCAAGGUUGCCGAUGACCUUAAGCCUAUGCUGUAA
Molecule: messenger RNA, 1557 nt
Organism: Penicillium malachiteum
Lineage: Eukaryota; Fungi; Ascomycota; Eurotiomycetes; Eurotiales; Aspergillaceae
Product: 3-oxoacid CoA-transferase
Exons: 2
Coding region: 1-1557 (518 amino acids)
Biological process (GO): ketone body catabolic process
Molecular function (GO): succinyl-CoA:3-oxo-acid CoA-transferase activity
Source: RefSeq, a predicted model, not a curated record